GGCAUGGAAAGUUUCAGAAUAAAUAGAAUCCGUACAAGGUACUGAAUAUAGCUUAAUUAACUAGUUGUAGAUUUUACUUAAUUUAGGAGCUGAAAAAUGCUAAGCUGAAAAAGUGGACUUUUCUCUCUCAAAAUUUUGUGGUUAGUUCUCUGAAAUUUUACUAAAAGUAGUCCUAAUUUAAGUGGCCUUUGCAUUUUGAAUAAUAGCAGAAAUGGUGUCACUCAAAGGCAAUUAUUUUUUAGUUAUUCCCUUUGCAUUGUUUUUUGUUUGUUAAAUUAUGGGGUCAUAUGGGAUCCUGAAAAUCAUAUGGGAUCCUGAAAUUCUCAAAAUAAUGAUAGGAGCUUUGCAGUGACAGGAAUUAAAUUUUUUCUUCCUUGAGACUUGGAGCAUUCACUUUAGUGGGAUAGCUAGACAAGUAAGACAUUCGUAAGACAGUUACUUUAUACACUAUAUAUACAUAGGGUUCUGAGAGAAAAAAAAUCUGGGCAGAUAAUUAGAAAAUUUACAUUAAUCUGAAAUUAAUAAUUGAUAAAAGGUAUUAGAAGGCACAUGACAAAAAUAAUUUUAAAAGAAAAUUAUUAAGUAUCGUGAAAUUUUGUGUUUAUAUAUAAAACCAUGUUGCAAAAAUGCAGUCAUUUUACAGAAAUGGAUAUGAAGUAGUCUUUUUAUAUCAGAUACAAAUUCUUGAUGGAAAAAUUGAAGCCAUCAGGCUUCUGUUGUUGAAGACCAAGUUGCCAGUGGUUGAUAGUUCUUAUUUUCACUUAAACGGGUACCAAAAAAAAUACACAUAGAGAGAAACUUUGUCGUGAGCCUAUUAGGACAUAGAGUGAAGAGAUGAUCAUGCCUCCAUUGAUACUUUGACUUCAUGAAUAGUCUUUCACAGAAGCAGUUUGGGAACAAGAUGGGAUGUAAUCUGGCUGUUCUGGUCAAGCCCUAUGCCCUUACUCAUCCUGGUCUCAAACUCAUAUGGAACUAGCCUUUUCUUUUUCUGCAGUAUGGAUAUUUGGUCUUAUGAUAUGAUAGAAGGGGAGAAAAAGUGGCAAAAGAGAGAUAAGAAGAGUAUAGAGGAAUGCACAAUUGAAAAAGAUAUAGAAUACACUGUGGCCAGGCUGGAAUAUUGCCUUGUCUAAUUUUAACAACCAUAUGUCCUCAUGUGUGUGCUGGUUUUUUCUUGCUGAUGUUAGAGGGAUGUUUGAAAUGAUCUCUUAGGGUAACUCAGGGGCUGUCAGUCUCUCACUGGGGAAUCCCUUAGAUUUCUUUUUUUUCCUCUCCAUCCUAGAGGUCUUCCUUUUAUAAAAACCCCAGACAGAAGAAUAGCCUCUCUCCUCAUCCUUAAGUAUUAUCUGAUGAGGGCUCAUUUCUCUUUCAUACCAGCCAUUGUAUUUGCAAGUCUUUUAUGAGCAAACUGUGUCUCUUUGUCCUCUUUUCAUGCUUCUGGUACACACAUUUAUAGGUGCAGAGCAUUGCAACUUCUCAACUUCACUUUUCAAACGCUGUACUUUAAGAGAGGGACUCUUGAACUAGUAUUUACAGCUAGACUCAAGGGGAAGAAAAGCAGUUUAGAAAUCUCUUCUGGAAACAACAAAUCUCUUCUGGAAACAACAAAUAAUGAAAAUUCUGAGGUGUCUGGAAAAGAAAACAGUCAAGCAAUAAUUUAUCCCAAAUUCAGAAUGGCACUGCUACAUAAACAAAAAGCUAGACUGCCUCAAAUCGACUAACUUCAGUAGAAGUUAUAUCAAAAUUAUAUAAAGUUGCAAAAUAAUUUUCAGAUCUGUAUUUUUCUAUAGUUCUCUGUGUGAUUUUCCUUGCCAUUUUUGUCCAUUUUCUUAUUCCUUAUAUCCUGCACAUAGGCUGGAGCUCAAUUCCCUUAGUGGUUAUCAACUUCUCUAAUUAUUUCACUAUCGAAAAAUUCAUAAUUAAGCAUAGUUUUCUUCUUAAAGGGAUAGUUUUAUCAUCUUUAUUUUAUUACUCUCUAACAAACUCAUCAAGAUAUGGUUUUGAGUUUUAAAUUUAGACCCCAUCAGUUGGGAAUAGAAAUGUAAAAGUUACAGUUAAGAGAAAAGAUGGGGGUUUCAUUCUUUAUAAUUCAGAUCUGCAUGUAUUUUAAAUGAAUUCUUUAUAUAGUCAAAAGUUACGUAUUUUUAAUUUGUCUAAUUAAUGAUUGUAUGCACACACAUCUGCUAUUUGUUGACUGAUUCAGUGUUGCUGUUUAAAGAAAGCUUGGCCUCAAGGGGAAGUUGAACUGAAAUAAUCUUUUGGCUUCACCAAGACAGGAAAGUAAAUAUAAAGUUAUAAAAAUAAAGUUAUAUUUAUGCCAAGGCAAAAAAAACCCAAAAAAACCUUUUUUAUUCAGGCUGCCAGUAGAGACUGAAAUAUCCAUACUAAUCUCAGGAAGAAUGCAGCUGAAUUUUUUAAUGUACUUUUGUGUUCUCAUUACAGUGUACUUCUGCACAAAAAUGCGCAGCCAGAUGGUAAAUUAUGGAGAAUUACAUUCGUUUUGACACUGAGGUGUAACUAAGGUGUAGUGUAACAAUUCUGUACAAGUUUAACUUGGUACCUCUUUGAGUCUCUGCUGAAGGCAGUGGGAGGCUCUGAAAGCUCUGUGUAUAAAAAUGCAUAUAUGGCAUGAGAGCUAACACAUAGGUAUUGAUCUAGAUUUGAGCAAACACAUCUGAAUAAUGCAACCAUCUUUUAUUAAAGGAAAUUUUACUGUGCUCCUUAUGUGUUGCUUGCAGUUCAUACCAAAAGUUGAAAAGCCAAAACAUUUUGCACAGAGUUUCCAAUAGAGAUCAAAGACAAAGUUCAGAAAAUAACCUAAGUAGUUUUUGCAUGAGACUCCUCUUUUGCACAGACUCUUUGCACUUUAGAGGGGAAGGGUAGAGGGAACUUAAUCUCUCUUCAGAAUCUUUUUAAGUUCCCAUUUCAUGAUUUACAACUUACUGUACGUGAUAAUGAUGUAGGUAACUGCUAUCGCUUCUGGGAAGGGAAGCACAGAAACUGUGGAGAUUACUCUAUGAUCAGGGCCACAAACCAAAAAAUUUCUUUUUCCCCCAGUUCCCCUCUGUGUACCUGACCAGUCAGGUUCUGCAUUAAAAUCUGCGUGGCUUCUAGUGUAACACAGCUUAUGAAGGCAGAAGCUGGUGACGUACAUUAAAGAGAAGCAGAAAGAUUUCACCAAGUUUCUUACUCUGUUUUGAUUCUUACUAUUACCUUUACCAAGUAAAUGAAAGAGGCUUUAUUGUUAAUUGUAAACUCUUCCACAUGUCCAGGAACAUUUUCCUCUUGCUGGGCUUGUAAAUAUGCAUGCCUAGGGCAAGGUUUGUUCACAGUGUUGGGAAGAAAUUUAUUUUAAAAAAUUCACUGACACUCCUAACAUGGCAGGAAUGAAUGGUUCAGUGCAUUUAAAAGCAUGUUUGAAUGUAAUUCAUGUAAUUAAUGUAAUCUUGCUAUUGCAAGUCUAGAAAACUCCUCAGAAACCAUAUGUCAUAAUAAUAAAACUUUCUUCAAAGUCACGUUCCCAGCUUCCUAAAGGUCUGCAUGCUGAAUGGCUCUUGCUUGUAAAAAGUAUUGUCAUCUGCACAGUACAUUUUCUUAUAUUUCAAAUAGAAGAAAUAGUGAAGAAAUCAAUUUUUUGCUAUGACUUUCAAAAUAAAUGAGUAGCUGAGCUGGCCAAGUAGCUGAUCAAAUCCUAACUUAGAAGGACUGAAGACUUCUGACAUAAGCUAUAAUUACAAUAUCUCUGGUGGUCUAGAUUUUCUUACAGACCUUAGGAAAAAAAUCAUUAAUUAGUACAAAGUCAAAAUUGAGAUCAGAGACAAAAGGCUUUUUUAUUCUCUCUGGCACUGAAUUGUCUAAACUGGGUAAAAUCAGGGCCUUGUGAGGUAUUGUGGGACAAAUCUUGAAUAAUUAGUGAUGCAUAUACAUACUUUUGCAAUGUAAUUGUGUGCGUGUGAGAGUGUGUAUGCAUAUACAGCAGUAUAUGGCUUAACCCUGAUAAUCUCCAUAGUAGAUGUGUACUUCCUCCCUUCUUUAUAUGCACAAAAAUACCCAACCAUGUGGUUGCUGUGUAUAAGUUUCAUUAUGUCUAUCUUGUUUUGGCUGCAUUUAAUGUAAGUAAUUUGUAGCUCAACACAAUCAGUUUGGAAAGAUUGAAUUUCUUGGCAAUGCCAAAAGACUGGGAUAGUUACCUUUAAGUUGCAGAAGUCUUUCUCUCUCUAUAUAUAUAUAUAAACUACUCCAAUUUAACAGGCUAUUUAUGUAAUGAGAUACAAUCAAACGGAAGGCAAAAGGAGCAAAAGCCCAAUUGAGAAGCUUUUGUUAUUGAAGUAAAAAAAAAAAAACCCAAAACACUGAGCACUUGCUGAACCAUAGUAAGUUAAGACACAGUUCAUUCUUAAACAUGUGAUUUUUUUUCCAACACUUAUUUAUUAUGUUUUGUAGCAAAACUCCUUUGUUUACAGACAGAUGAUUCAGAGCCCUACCUAGUUUAUACCAUAAGCUUUACAUUUUAACUCACACAUUGUAUUUAUCAAUGUAUCUGCCAUAGCUGCACCCCUGCUGGCACUGUAAGCUGGGAAGAAGGCUCCUGGAACCCAAAGGUGGCCCCUACCCAGUGCAGUGGGACCAGCUCACUGCCUUUUACUCCCAUCCUCCUCUGUGAUGUGUUUUAUUUUUCCUGAAUUCAAAUGUAUUGAACUUUUGGGUUCAGUUCAUAAUUAAGACUGGUCCUAAUACUUAUUGAAUUGGGGUGACUAAUUAAAACAUCUGUUUUUGAAUAAAGCUGGAUUUUAUUCUCUUGUAAUUACUUAUAUUUUUUUAAAUAAGAAAUUAAUUAGUUUUGACAAUAUCUGUGUAUAUCGAUUGUCAUUUAUUGUAAAUUUACUUCACAUAUUUUCAUUUGCUACACACACAUGGACUGUUUUGUUCAGAUACAAAACGGAGAAGAGAAACAAGGACAAAGUGAGAGUCUGGAGAGCAGAAAGUAAAAAAAUUGCUGAGAAAGGAAAGAAAAAUUGACACACACAUACAUCAGCCACAAGAAUUUGUUUUCACAAAGGAACUUGCAGUUCUCCAAAGAGUUAGUAGGAAUAACAUGAAUCUGGUAGAUUCCCCCAGGUUCCAGUACAGGAACUUUUUAUCACAGGAAAAUAAAACUUUUAGGUAGUUGAUUUUAAAAUCGUAUGUAAUUUCUUAUGUUUGUUAUGUGUUCAGUUCACAAUUCCAGGAGUAAACAGAAAUUAUAAUAUGCCCAAAAGGACCUGCAGUACCUGAAAGGCAACACCUCAAUGAAAAUUUCAAAACAUAGUAUAAACGCUGCAAGGAUACAACAAAAUGCUCAGCUUCUCUAACUCUACAGGAAGAUGAGGUAUAACACCUCCUCAGCCAAUCAGCAGUAGUAGAGCCUCAGACCAGGAAACUCUUUAAAGUAUAGUAUUUGUGAACAUUGCAACAGUGCUUUCCCAUUGCUGCCCUUUGUUUUUCUCUUCUUUCUGUUUGUAGAAUCAGAAGCCACGGGUGAAGUUACUCAUGGAGAAAUUUGAGAGAUGUAACAGAGAUUCAGGGGAUCCUUCAAACAGCCGACCCAUCAAAAUCCCAAGACAAGAUUGCCCCAAAGGAUUACAGACAAGGAAAGCAGCACUUGAGAAAUUUACAAAUAAAGGAUAUACUGCGUUUUGUCCAGGACCCAGUACCCUUCACAAACCUGUUCAGCCUAAGCCUCCUCUGGCAGUCAAGCCUUCAAGUGAUGAUAAAACAGAGAAAGAUCCAAACUCAUCACAUUUGAACCCAGUGGCACAAAGGUUUGGUGUUCAGCUUCAGCCCACUAACAGAGGAAAUGAUGAAAAAGCUGGAUGCACUAAAUACUCUAUCAAAACCAGUGACCCAUCAAAAGAGGACCCAAAGCCUUUGAACCCAAAACCUGCAUGGAACAAGUUCCUUUCUCCUCCUGAUAAAGAAAAAGAUCCUCUGGGACCAAAACCUAAUUUAAAUUUUGCAUCACAGGAGAAUGAGGCAAAACCAGAAUUCUCAAAAGUAGCUGCAGUUAAGGAAAAAUUAAGGUCUGCAGCACAGGAAAAUGAGCCCAAGAUUCCUGUUUCUAAACCACCUCUUGCACAGAAACCUUCUCUAAACAAUGAGGUAUCUCAGAAUGAAGACACUUCUAACAAAAGUGGUUUUCUGCAAAGACAAUCUGGACCUAGAACAGAUAUACAUGCACACCAAGAAGCAAAGGAAAUGGGUGAAAAUAGUAACUCUGCUGCAGAAGCUCCAGGCAGUAAUUUUCCUAAAGUAGCUCUGAAGCCUAGUGGCCACAGAUACAGCUUAGCAAAAGGAGCCCCCAAAACUGUGGCAGAAAACACUGAAGAAAAGGGAAUGAGUACUGCCAAGAACAUCUUCCUCAACAAAAUCGCCCAGGAAGAAUCAGGUUCUUCUCAUAAAUUCCGUAAGAUGAAUACAGCGCUUGCUGCAGGAAAACUAUCAGGUGAAUCACAAGAGGAUGAGGACAGGAGUUCUAGAAUGCCCAAGCGGAAAGUCUUGCCCCCAGUGUUCAAGCUGGGCCAGCCUCCACAAAAGCCCAGCAGACCCCCCACUGUGCACCUGGAGAAGUUCCAGAAGAGCCGUGGAAAAAACAAUCCUAAAAAUGAAGGUUUGAAACAGAAAACACCUUCCUCAUCAGCACUUGCCCCACCGAUACCUCCAUCACACACUGCUGGGCUGCCUCCUCCUCCAGCCUUUCACCCAUCCCUGCAGGUGCCAGCAGCUCCCAGUCUGCCUCCCAGAAACAUCAAGCCCAGCUCUGAAACAAUAAACCUAGAAAAUGAAGAAAAUUAUGAUGACGUUGAAUUUGUUUCACAGGGUCAUGGAAAUACACAGAGGGGUCAAGAAAGUGAUGGAGAGAUGUAUGAAGACAUUAAUGACAUCAGAUCAUCACAGGGAAAAGAGAAGAAGCGGGACAAAGAAGAUAAGAGAAGAAUUGACCAAGAGAAGAAAGAACAAAAGGAAAAAGAAAAGAAAGAGCAUGAACUGAGGAAAAAGUUCAAAUUGACAGGACCCAUCGAAGUCCUUCAUCAGGCACGAGCUUGCAUUGACCACAAGGGAGGAAGGAAUGAACUGACUGUCAAACAGGGGGAUAAGAUUGAAAUCAUUCGCCUCACAGACAACCCAGAAGGAAAGUGGCUGGGCAGGAUAAAAGGAUGCUAUGGAUACAUUAAAACAACCAUUGUGGAGAUUGAUUAUGAUUCUUUAAAAAGAAAGCAAAAAUCAUCUACCAGAGCUGCUGUGAAACAUACAGAGAGUGACCAAGAAACAUAUGAUGAUGUUGGAGAGCAGGACACUACUAGUAGUCAAAAUGGUGACCAAAGUGGAGGAGGAAACAUGUUCCCACCUCCUCCUUCUGAUCAAGACAUUUAUGAUGGAAUUGAUGAUGAAGAUGCUAUAGCUAGGUCUGUAUCGCAGGAUGAAGAUAAGAAUGGUAUCUGGCCCUGGGGAAUCUUGAAGAGACUAAAGGUCAAAGAUGGCAAAAAGAAAAGUGUACGAGAAAAAACAGCCAAAGUCAAUGAGCCAGAAGAAAAUGAAAAUUUGUUCAUGUCUUCUUCAACAAAGCAGUCUGGAAAAGAUUAUGGAGACAAUGUUUAUGAUGACGUAGAUUCUUCAGACUUCCCUGCUCCACCACCUGAUUCCAGUUCAUCAAAAUCAGGAAGCUUUGGAAAACCUAAGUCAGAUGAAAAAGAUGCACAAAAGCUCAAGAAGAUGGAAAAAGAAGAGAAAGAGUUUCGAAAAAAGUUCAAAUUUGAUGGUGAAAUAAAAGUUCUUUACUCUGCAACCACAGUCCAGGAUUUAUCGCAGAAAAGAUGGGGAUAUAAAGACUUACAAAUUAAACCAGGGGAAUCUCUUGCCAUUAUUGAAAGUACAGAUGAUACCAAGGUCCUCUGCAGGAACGAAGAAGGAAAAUAUGGUUAUGUUCUGAGAAGCAAUUUAGUUCAGAAUGAUGGAGAGAUUUAUGACGAUAUUGGUGACGACUGCAUCUAUGAUAAUGACUCUGAUGCUGCAUGCUCUUGAAAUAACAACUUCAUUGAAGAUCAAACUCUAGUUUGGAAUCCCACUUGUGAAAGCAAGAAGAGUCACAAAUGCUGAUUGCAAGUUGAUUGGUGUCUCUUUUAAAUGUACAAUUAACAUUUUUGGGGAUUGCAGCCUUUUAUCCUCCAAUGCUUUUUAUUCCCAUUUAUCUGAGCAUUUAAAAUUGGGGGAAUAUAAGCAAAAGUUAGGGUUAUAAUUUUUUACUUCCUUUCCACAUUUCUUACAAUCCAUGUAGAAACACAUCUCUAAUUAUCUAUUCCCAAAGAGGCCAGUUCACAUCUGUGAAGGGUCUAGAAGGGUCUGGCUUUCACCUGUUAAGCACCAAAGACAGCCACUCUGGGUAGGACAGUAUUAAAAAAAAAAAAUAAAAUUGGUAAGUGGUGAUAACAUCCUGUUGGGAAAAAAAGAAGAAAUCAAAAGUGGGCAUCAGAGAAGACAAUACAUCACUGACCUGCCAUUCCAACUGCAAUAGUGUUAGCCACACUGACAUAUGCAGCCAUGUUCCAUUAUUUCAAAAGUCAGUUUUUCCAUGUUGUACAAAUGAUAGAACAUCAUUCUCUAAGAUUUAUCUGAAGUCUACUUUAGAGUAUAGUGUUCUACUUUAUACUGUAGUAUUGCUCAAAAUAUACUCAGAACAUUUAGGUUAAGAUUUGAUUUCUGUUUAGUUUGAAGAUAAGUUGUCAUUAUAGUAAUAUAGGUAUUAUAAGCUAUAAACUGAUGAUAAACUGUUUGGAAAUUACUUCUAGACUAAAUAUAUAGGUAUAUUUAUCACUCUAUUUUGAUAAUGUCCUUUUUUUUGAAGUAUUGUAGCUUACUACUAGAUUUGGCUAAGAAAGAGUACAGAACUCAGUAUUUCCAUGCUUAUCCAUUGUAGAAAUAACAUUUAUUCCUAAAGUUCAUUUUUGAUGCUGUUGUCUGAAUGACCAAGUUGCAAAUAAAAGCAAAGUCAACAGGUAACUCUUAAUGAUAAGUAUCACUUUACCCUUAUGUAUCAGAAGUCACUGGAAAUCAAAAGAUAUUUACAGUAAGCUCCCAAUAAAGAGGAUGAGCGUGUGCAAAAAAUGGAACAUCUAUUGCUUUUCCUGUAGUGCAAAUUAAUCAAAAACCUGUAACAACCAAUUUGGCGGGAUCAGUGGAAGCAGCUCCUUUUGAUGAACGAGUCUCGCACAAUGCUGAAGGGAAGUCAGGCACAUUGUGCAAAACAACCAGUUUAGUUCAUAAACAUAAAAAAUGUUAAGUCAGUGACUUUUGGUCUCACCUUCAGUGAAGCUGAGAUUCCAUCUUCUAAAAGUGUCUUUUACUGCUACUUCAAAGCACAGUAAAUCUCAAAGGAGGCAUAAUGCAGUGGGGAUAUCAAACAAAAUUAAGAGAUAGUGGCCUAUAAGCUAUUUUGUACUGUAUGUAAAAUCACUGAUAGUAUACUGAAAAGCUAUAUGCAACCUGACUUUCUCUUUCUAUUUGUUAUUUCUCUUAUCUAUUUGCUAUUCAACCAGCAUCCGGGAAUCAAAUACCAAUUUUAUGUGUAAACAUCAGCUGCAGCACCCAAAUAUAAAACAUGACCAAGCAUAUUAAGUGUAAUGAAUAUGUGUGACUAUUUGACUGUCACCCCAAUGGAUUAUUUAUAUUUCAGUGGCAUUCAAGAGGCUGUCUGCAUUAAAUUAGUGAUAUGCCAGAGAACUGUGUGGGCAUGCAGGCAUCUACACAACUACAUAGUUCUUCCAUGUUGUUAGUGGUAAUGUGUGUAGGCAUUGCAAUUCUGUAUCAAUAAGACUGACUAAAUUGGUCAUAUGAUACAUUAAAUAAUGAAAAUAAAUAAAUAUAUUUAUGGCUAAAACUGUAUUCAUUGCUUGUUCAAAUCAAAUAUAAUGUGAUUGCUGCGGGGUGUUAAAAUGAACUUUUAAAGUACUACUUAUUGAAAAAUUACUGGCAUUGGAUCUUUAAACAUUUAGCAAUGUAGGAUGCUUUUUUUCUAUUCUUCUGAAUAAAAGUAUUUCUUAUUAAUAAACAUUUGCUUAACAAGAAA
Molecule: messenger RNA, 10096 nt
Organism: Motacilla alba alba
Lineage: Eukaryota; Metazoa; Chordata; Aves; Passeriformes; Motacillidae
Gene: FYB1
Product: FYN binding protein 1
Exons: 18
Coding region: 5527-8055 (842 amino acids)
Biological process (GO): protein localization to plasma membrane; integrin-mediated signaling pathway; T cell receptor signaling pathway
Cellular component (GO): plasma membrane
Molecular function (GO): lipid binding; protein binding
Source: RefSeq, a predicted model, not a curated record